Sceloporus undulatus (fence lizard) is the source of this 4447-nucleotide messenger RNA. RefSeq names its product protein tyrosine phosphatase non-receptor type 12 (gene PTPN12). Lineage: Eukaryota; Metazoa; Chordata; Lepidosauria; Squamata; Phrynosomatidae. The coding region runs from base 132 to 2510 and encodes 792 amino acids. The transcript has 18 exons. Gene Ontology annotation, molecular function: non-membrane spanning protein tyrosine phosphatase activity. Gene Ontology annotation, biological process: peptidyl-tyrosine dephosphorylation. Gene Ontology annotation, cellular component: cytoplasm; nucleus. The record is from RefSeq and is a predicted model, not a curated record.
AAGGAGAGGGGGAAAAAAGGGCGAGAGGGAGCUGACUCGGAGGAAGGAAGGGAUGAAGCGGAGGUUCUGCUGAGAGGAGCCGGUGGAGAGGCUGGGUCUGGGGGCGAGGAGGAGGAGAAGAAGGGCUGAGGAUGGAGCAGGAGGAGAUCCUGAGGAGCUUCAUCCAGCGCGUCAAGGCCAUGAAGGACGCCGGCCACAACGGGGAGGACAACUUCGCCUCCGACUUCAUGAGGCUGAGGAGGCUGUCAACAAAGUAUAGAACAGAGAAGAUCUAUCCAACAGUCACUGGAGAAAAAGAAGAAAAUGUGAAAAAGAACAGAUACAAAGAUAUACUGCCAUUUGACCACAGCAGAGUUAAACUCACUUUAAAAACUCCCCCACAAGAUUCAGACUACAUCAAUGCAAAUUUUAUUAAGGGAGUACAUGGGCCAAAAGCAUAUGUUGCUACCCAGGGACCACUUGCAAAUACAGUAAUAGAUUUCUGGAGGAUGAUAUGGGAGUACAAUGUUGUGAUUAUUGUAAUGGCUUGUCGAGAGUUUGAAAUGGGAAGGAAAAAAUGUGAACGUUACUGGCCUCUGUAUGGGGAAGAAGGCAUUACUUUUGGACCAUUUCAUAUUUCUUGUGAAGCUGAGCAAGUCAGAACUGACUACUAUAUUAGAACUUUGUUAUUCAAAUUUCAGAAUGAAACACGUCGGGUAUAUCAAUUUCAUUAUGUUAAUUGGCCUGACCAUGAUGUUCCUUCAUCUUUUGAUUCUAUUCUGGACAUGAUUAGUUUAAUGAGAGAAUAUCAAGAGCAUGAAGAUGUUCCUAUUUGUAUACAUUGCAGCGCAGGGUGUGGAAGAACAGGAGCCAUCUGUGCCAUAGAUUAUACAUGGAAUUUGUUGAAAGCUGGGAAAAUACCAGAGGAGUUCAAUGUGUUUAGUUUAAUACAAGAAAUGAGGACACAGAGGCAUUCUGCAGUACAAACGAAGGAACAGUAUGAACUUGUUCAUCGAGCCAUAGCACAGUUGUUUGAAAAGCAACUACAAAAAUAUGAGAGUUGUGCAAAUUGGAAAAUUGCAGAUGGCUUGAAUGAGGUUAACACAGAGAAUACUGACAGUUCUGCAGACCUUGAGAAACAGGAUUCUCCUCCACCAAAGCCACCUCGAACUCGCAGUUGCCUUGUAGAAGGAGAUGUGAAAGAAGAAAUUCUUCAGCCACCAGAGCCUCAUCCAGUACCACCCAUUCUGACACCAUCACCUCCUUCAGCCUAUCCAACUGUUACAACAGUGUGGCAGGACAAUGAUAGAUACCACCCAAAGCCUGUAUUGCACAUGGUUUCUUCAGAACAUCCAACUGACCUCAAUGAAAACUACAAUAAAUCAAUAGAAGAUCCAGGGAAGAAUGAAAUCUCUGAACAUGCAGAGAAAAAGCUGGAGUGCAACUUGAGUUUUGAAAUUAAAAAGGUACCUCUUCAAGAGGGGCCUAGGAGCUUUGAUGGCAACACCCUUUUGAAUCGAGGACAUGCAAUUAAAAUUAAAACUGGUUCACCUUGUGCAGUAGAUAAGACUGCUAAGCUGCAGGAGCUAGGAUCAGGAGAUGCGUCUACAGAUACCUUAAAAAACUCUUGUAUAGAAUGCAAUGUGCAGCCAAUUAAUAAAUCUGCAACAUUUUCAGAAGGAUGUCAGUGUGUAGUAGGUACUGAUGCUCUGCAAAGACCAGAUUGUUUGCCCCUUAAAGAAAAAGCGCAUGCAACAUGGUCGUUACAAGGAACUAACAACAUACAGCCAGAACCAGUACUAGGGGAUACAUCUUCAGCUGCUCUGUGUCAUGGUGUUAAAAAUCUGUUGAUAGCACCGAAUGAACAGUUUCAAACUGAUCUCCCUUCCGUUGAAUCAACCAAUCAUCACAGUAGCAUGCUUUCAGUUAGAGCUCCACUUUGUUUUACAAAUCCUCUACAUUCUGAUGAUUCUGAUACAGAUGAAAAAAACCUGGAUGGAUCUGUGACACAAAGCACGUCUAAUGUUUCAACUGCGAGUACCACAGUUUCUGCAGCUGCCAAUGCAGAAAACAUUUCCUGUAGAAAAGUAUUGCCAAUGUCCAUUGCAAGACAGGAUAAUCCAAUCACAAGACAUUCUAGAGUUGAUAAAGAUGCAGGUGCUGCUGAAGACUCUUCUCCUCCUCUGCCAGAAAGAACUCCAGAAUCUCUUGUGCUUGCAAGUGAGCAGCUUACGACUUUACCCAAAGCUGUUAUCCUUCCAAGAUCUGCUGAAUGGAGUUUGUUACAAGAUGACAAAACUUUGGAACAACCAAAAUGUACAGGAUUGAAAGUUGCUGGGCCUGCACAGCUUGAUCAUACUGAAAUGGAAGACAAAUCAGAAGCAAAUGCUAUACCUCAGCCUCCUUUUUCCAACCCUACUGCUAAAGGAAGCCCAGUCUCAGAAGUUCCAGUUGAGACUACAGAUAUUGGUUUUGGUAACCGCUGUGGAAAACCAAGAGGACCAAGAGAGCCACCUACCGAAUGGACAUGAUGCACGAACAAAUGGACACAUAUUAAGUUAUACUGGAAUAUUCAAGUGCCACUGAACUAGAUCAAUAGUUUUCCACGCUUUUUUAGGGGGGUAACUAACACAGUGUACAUACAAAUACACAAUGGUACACUCUUAUAUACAUCAACACAAACAGUAAUAUCUGCAGCAGUGGAUUCUAGUAUUGCAAUCUGGGGCCAUCAAUCUGCCUUAUCACACUUAGGAGAAAGUAUUACAUAUGGUUUAUUUUGUUACUUCAAGUAUUAUUGCCUUAAUGUCUUUUGAACUUGUUACACAGUUUCUAGACAUAUUGAUAUGGUGAAACUUUUGACAAAUUAAGUUUAUGGACAACUUUUUGCUAAAGUUUGUUAUCCUGUACCCUUUAUUUUGUAUAUGCACAGGGCAAGCAGGUAUAUGAUUUGAUAAAGCUGAAAUCAUAAAGUAUUAACAGAAGGUGUAAGAAAUCUCUGCAUGACCUAAAUUUUCAAGUACCUUGUAAAUUAUUUGCCCUAAUGUUUUAGUAAAUAGUAUGUUUUGUUUUUAAAAAAAUACGUUGGGCACACAUCCAGAGUAAUAGGAUGGCAGAGAUGAAGAUUGUAAUACAUUUUGUAAAUUGUAAACAAAAAGUUAUUUUUAUAUUAUAUACUGUUUUAACUGUUGGUCCUAAUUUUGUCUUGGUUUUCAUCUAGUCAUGGAGAGUCCAUAAGUGCCUUUGAAAUAUCAGAUUUUUAGCAUGAAUUUGUUCACUGAUUGAGAUUAGCGUAUCAACAUAUUUGAUCUGCCAGUAAAAAAAGAACACUUAACUCACACUUUAGUUAUCCUUUUUAAUAUAUUUCAAUUAAUCUGUAGAAGAAUUUUCUAAAAAAACAUUUAUUACUAAAUUGCAUCAAAUUUAAUGUUACAGUAUACUAAUGGUGUGUAUUUGUGCAAGGCUUUCAGGGCCCCACCUGUAAAGGGACUGUUGAGACAGCUUCCACUGUGCUAGUGAAAAGUAAUCCCCCCUUCAGCAGCGGUAUCUGUAACACUCAAAGCCCUUAGAGCAACACUGUUUCUUGGCAAGAUGCAAUGUCAAGGUUAAUGCUCAUAAGGAUUCACUACAAAUAUGCUUCUGUUUCUGUAAUAGAGAAUCUUUAAAUUAAAGAGAACUCUUCCCUUAGUGGUGUGUCAUGUGUAUCACACGGAAUGCAGUAUACCUGAGCUAUAGUUAUGAUCCAUUAGUGUAAAAACAGAAUAGAUAAAUGUAGGAAUGCUUUGGUUUUCCUGUUCAAAAGAAUCUUGUUAGUUAUAACACAAUAUACAAACAAACAGGUUUCAUCUCUUUCCUUCCUAAAAGGUACUAAAUACAUUGAGUGUUUUGGGCAGCCAAAACUGUUCUGUUGAUUUUGAGAUGUUCAUAGGCCUUAGACUGCAGAGACAAUUUCGUGGCCUUCCAGAUUAUGUUGAACUCCUGGCAGUCCUAGCUAAUGGUGAGGAAAACUGGAGAAUGCAAUCUCAGCACAAAUGUGGAUGACCCACAUGGUUCCCACUAUUGCUUUAACUUGAAAUUUAGAUAUACUACUCAUUUCUAGACCAAAAUCCAUCUACUCCAGUAUUUAAGUCUUCCUUUGUUUGUUGUUAAUCAACUGUGAAAAUAUCAAUAAACCAGAAGUGAAUCUGCUUGCUUUAACAAGCAUCCCUGACCCCAGAACCGUUGAAACUGGAGGUUGACAGAAAGUUGCUGUCUUAGCGGUGCAUGAAACACCUUCCAAACAGUGCAGUUUUAUAACAUAUCAGCUAUCUUCAAAUCAGGUAAGGGGCAAAAAUAAAGAUGAAUUCUUGACUGAAUGACAUGACCAACCAAAGUUUAUGGAGUUUGUGUUACCACGCAUGCUCAGGACAUUUCUCUAGACACAUUUAAAAUGUUGCCAUGAUCAGGGAAUAAAUAUUUCUGAAAUAUGAAA